AUGGCCAACAACAACGACGUAAUAAUAGCGCCUUUCGAGACCGAGCAAGAUUUUAGGCAAGGACAGCACUGUCUUUCCGAAGCCUUUGGUCAUCAGGCGAAAGAUGCUGUAUGGCGGCUGAUGACACCAGGCUGGGACACAGACGAGGGACAGAAGAAGCACGCCCAAACCUUGAUGAAGCGAUGGCAAUCCACUACCACCAACAAAGACGGACAACCCAACGCCAUCUAUCUCAAAGCCACUCUGCCUGAACCAGACAAGCAGGGCGAAAGACGAGUCGUUGGCAUGGCCAUCUGGAAGCAGUUGUCCUUUGUUGAAGGCUACGGCGAUCCCUUUUCCAGCGAUAUGACUGCUGCUCUUGUCGACUACGAUGAAAAGAACCAACGCUUUGCAACACAGAUGUUCAAUUCGUUAUGGAAACGACGCAUCGCGUACAUGCGCGAGGUCGAGAAAUCAGACCGCAAUCCUCCAGCUAUCUUCACCUUGGAUAUCUGUGCUGUUGACCCAGCAUAUUCGCGUCGCGGCAUUGCUACCAAGCUGGUCGAGGCCGGCCUUGCAGAGGCAAAGAAGAGGGGUAACUUGGAGUGCACAACAGAGGGUAGUGCUAUGGGGAGAGCCGUUUACAGGAGGUUAGGGUUCAAAGAUGAGGGUACAGGAGAUAUUGAGUGGGAGGUCGAUGAGGAGUUCAAGACCUGGGACAAGCCACCAAACGUCUUCUUGAGGACUGGUGCCUGA
Messenger RNA from Alternaria arborescens, 735 nucleotides. RefSeq lists its product as hypothetical. Gene Ontology annotation, molecular function: acyltransferase activity, transferring groups other than amino-acyl groups. The transcript has a single exon. Bases 1 to 735 code for a protein of 244 amino acids. Lineage: Eukaryota; Fungi; Ascomycota; Dothideomycetes; Pleosporales; Pleosporaceae. The record is from RefSeq and is a predicted model, not a curated record.